Molecule: messenger RNA, 1400 nt
Organism: Eleginops maclovinus (Patagonian blennie)
Lineage: Eukaryota; Metazoa; Chordata; Actinopteri; Perciformes; Eleginopidae
Product: natterin-3-like
Exons: 3
Coding region: 1-1206 (401 amino acids)
Source: RefSeq, a predicted model, not a curated record
AUGGACACCAGGAUGAUGAAGCUGUCAGUGUUGCUGCUGCUGGCUCUACCCGCUCUCUCCUCAGCGCUCACUCCUCUGGACACAGGGAACAACAAAGAGCAGAGAAAUGUGUCCUUCAUGAACUCAGAUCCCAUUGACAGUCCUGAAAUCGACACUAACAGAUUAAUGCUAAUUGAUUUACCUCAUCUGACUGUUACUAAGUUAAGGCAGAAGAGGCAGGUCCAGUCUGCAGGCAUGGUGUCUGUUGAUGGCUCGAACCUGGAGUGGGUGACCUGGAACAGCUCUCUCCCAAACUAUGCUGUUUCAAUUUACAAUAGGGACUUUGAUCGUACAGAUUACGUAUGCAAAUACAAAUGUGAGGCUGGCUUUUAUUCCCCAAGCACGGGUCCUUAUUGCCGCUAUACAAACGCAAAAAAAGUAGAUUCUGGUUCGCCCUUUGCACUCCUGGUGAACAAUAACAACUUUGAGAUCCUGGAGUGGAAGGAGGAUUCACGUGGUUCAGUGCCCAAGAGUUCAGUCAAAACCUGCCCCGGGGGAGACAUUUACGUAGGGAUGAACAAAUAUGGACUUGGUAAGGUUGCUACUAAAGAUAAGGUCUUCUACCUACCUUGGAAAGGUUCAGUAUAUACGUACAGUGAUUACCAGGUCCUGACCAUUGAUGAGGAUAUAAUCAGCCAAGAGAUCUACGACGUCAGGUACCACAAGAAUGAGUCUAUAAUACUCAAGUAUCCUCCAGAGAUCAUUUGGAAAACAUCCAUCAGCAACAGUGAAUGCCGCUCAGUGGUCAAACAAGAUACCCUCUCCCAGACAUAUGAGGUGGUACAUAGGUGGGACCAUGCAAUCGCGGUUAAAGCUGGUGUCAAAACGAGCAUCAAAGUCGGCAUCCCCUUCAUUGUUGAAUCAGAUAUUGAGAUCAGUUCCGAAGUAGUGUACCAGCAGACCUGGGGAAACACGGUGACAGAAACCAUCACUGAUACUAUUAAUCUGGAGAUCACAGCCCCGCCCAACCAUUCCUGCACUGUUAACAUAGUGCGCUAUAAGACCAAAGUUGACAUCUCAUUCACAGCACUCCUCAGUCGCACCUAUGCUAACGGAGAGAUCCACACGACGUCCACCACUGGGGCGUAUGACAGCGUUCAGGUUGUUGAAUUGCGGGCCGUGGUUGACCGGUGUGACCCUUUGGAGAACACCGAGCCUUGCUCAUGAAAUGCAAUGAAAUAGAACUGUUUGGUGACAUGCAUGUUCAAUGUGUUUUUACUGCACCAAGUUUUGAUAAUAUCUGCUGUAUCUAUUCUAUCGAUUUCAUCUAAAACACUUAUUCUACGACACUUUGGAUGAAAGCCAAAUGAAUGUAAUCCAAUGAAUACGCCUUAUUAAAAUGUUUCAUACAUGAAAAACAA